AAAUGUUUUUAACUUCGGUUGACCAUCUAUUUCUAAAAUUACAACAGCCCUUGAAGGCACCACCGUUGCCAGACUGCCUUACAUUGUUAACGUUGAUUUCUCCCGUUCAAGCCAGCAUUUUGUCCUCGGAGAGGCGAACCGGAGCCCCAGCGUCCCUCACUGCGCUCCAAACCGGGACUCCGCUCAGCACCGAGACACCCAGCGGCUUACCGAGGGGGGGCGCCGUGUCUCCCAGGGAAACGCCAAGCUUCAGCGUGAGAUCGGGGGCGGGGGGCGUCGUGGAGCCCGGUUACGGCGGGGGGAGCGGCCGCCCGGGAUUCUUUGUUGCUGAACCUCUCCUCCUUGAUUCCCACCCCCCCGUGGGGCAGGAGCAUGAGGACGCACCGGGACCCUCCCCAGAGCCGAGGCUGCUGCUGGUAGGGAGGAGCAGGAGGCGCCGCGCGGGGUCCGGAGGAGCACGCGCCCGGACAACAUGACCGUCUUCAACCCGGAGAAUGUGGAGGAAUUCUAUGAAAUCGGAGAGGAGCUCGGGAGUGGUCAGUUCGCCGUGGUCAGACGAUGCCGACACAGGAGCUCCGGGGCCGAUUACGCCGCCAAGUUCAUCAAGAAGCGGCGCAGCAAGUCGAGUCGGCGCGGGGUGAGCCGGGAGGACAUCGAGCGGGAGGUGAACAUCCUGAAAGAGAUCCAGCACCCCAACAUCAUCACCCUGCAGGAGGUCUUCGAGAACAAGGCGGAGGUCAUCUUGAUCCUGGAGCUCGUCGCCGGCGGGGAGCUCUUUGACUUCCUGGCAGAGAAGGAGUCGCUGAGCGAGGAGGAGGCCACUCAGUUCCUGAAGCAGAUCCUGGAUGGAGUCCUGUACCUCCACUCCAAACAGAUCGCUCACUUCGACCUGAAGCCGGAGAACAUCAUGCUGCUGAACCGCUCGGCGCCUCACCCGCGCAUCAAGAUCAUCGACUUCGGAUUGGCCCACAAAAUCGACUUUGGCAACGAUUUUAAAAACAUCUUUGGAACUCCGGAGUUUGUCGCUCCAGAAGUGGUGAACUACGAGCCUUUGGGCCUGGAGGCAGACAUGUGGAGUGUCGGCGUGAUAACAUACAUCCUGCUCAGUGGCGCUUCUCCGUUUCUGGGCGACAACAAGCAGGAGACGCUGGGCAACGUGUCGGCGGUGGACUUCACCUUCGACGAGGAGUUCUUCAGCAGCACCAGCGCGCUGGCCAAAGACUUCAUCUCCAGACUUCUGGUCAAAGAUCCAAAGAAGAGGAUGACGAUCCAGGACAGCCUCCAGCACCCCUGGAUCAAGCCAAAAGACACGCAGCAGGCGCUGAGCAGGAAGGAGUCGGCCGUCAACAUGGAGAAGUUCAAGAAGUUUGCAGCACGAAGAAAGUGGAAGCAAUCCGUCCGACUCAUCUCCUUAUGUAACCGCCUGUCCCGCUCCUUCCUGUCCAGAAGCAACAUGAGCGUGGCGCGCAGCGACGACACGCUGGAUGAGGAGGACUCCUUUGUGAUGAAGGCCAUCAUCCAUGCCAUCAACGAUGACAACGUGCCCGGCCUGCAGCAUCUGCUCGGCUCAUUAAACAGCUACGACAUCAACCAACCCAACAAGCACGGGACCCCGCCCCUUCUGAUCGCCGCCGGAUGCGGCAACAUCCAGAUCAUCGAGGUGCUGAUGAGGAAAGGCGCGGAAAUCCAGGCUAACGACAAGAGCGGAGCCAACGCCGUCUACUAUGCGGCGAGGCACGGCCACGUGGAGACCCUGAGAUUCCUGCACGAGAAGAAAUGCCCCCUGAACGUCCAAGACAAGUCGGGGGAGACCGCGCUCCACGUGGCCGCUCGCUAUGGAAACGUGGACGUGGUUAGCUACCUGUGCACCAUCCAGGCAGACCCAAACCUGGCCGACAGAGAGCAGGAGAUUCCUCUGCACUGCGCCGCCUGGCACGGUUACUCCGCCGUGGCCAGGGCCCUCUGCCAGGCAGGCUGCGACGUGAACGCCACCAACCGCGAAGGAGAGAGCCCGCUGCUGACUGCAUCUGCUCGGGGCUUCGUGGACAUCGUGGAGUGUUUGGUGGAGCACCGAGCCGACCUACAGGCAACCGACAAGGAUGGCCACACCGCUCUGCACCUGGCUGUCCGCAGAUGUCAGGUGGAUGUCGUCCGAUGCCUCCUCAAACACAACUGCCAGCAGGACCAGCAGGAUCGCCAUGGAAACACUGCGCUACACAUCGCCUGCAAAGAUGGCAAUCUGCCCAUCGUCAUAGCGAUAUGCGGCGCCAAGGCCAACCUCGACCUGCCCAACAAGCACGGCAGGACUCCUCUCCACCUGGCGGCUAAAAACGGGAGCCUGGAGGUGGUCCGGCAUCUCUGCCUGGCCGGCGCCAACAUCGACGCCGUCACCAACGACGGAAAGACGGCCGAGGAUUUGGCCUCAGCUGAUCGACACGAGCCCAUCGUUUCCCUGCUGUCAAAGCUUAAGAAGGACAACCUCAAGCUGAGCUUCAUCCAGCAGCUGCGGCCCACCCAGAGCGUCCAGCCCAGAAUCAAACUGAAGCUGUUCGGGCACUCGGGGGCCGGGAAGAGCACGCUGCUGGAGUCUCUGAAAUGCGGCAUCCUGCGCAGCUUCUUCAGGAGGAGGCGACCGCGCGGGAACAGCACAACCCGCCACCCCAACUCCCCCGUCAGCUCCAAGCCUGCAGUGUCGGUGAGCAUCUCCAACUUGUAUCCGGGCUGCGAGAACGUGAGCGUCCGCAGUCGCAGCAUGAUGUUUGAGCCCAGCCUGACCAAAGGCGUCCUGGAGGUCUUCUCUCCCGUCCACAGCGGCCUGUCCACGGCCGACGAACAGGCCACCAAAGCCAUCGACAUCCAGCACGCCAACAUUCACGGCGUGGGGGAUUUCAGCGUUUGGGAGUUUUCGGGAAACCCCGUGUACCACUGCUCCUACGACUACUUCGCCGCUGAUGACAUCACGGCGAUCCACCUGGUCCUGUUCAGCCUGGAGGAGCCGUACGAGACGCAGCUGGGCCACAUCACGUACUGGCUGAACCAGCUGAAGGCGCUGACGCCGCCACAGGACAGCAUCGUCUUCGGAGGACGGAUCCCGCAGCCGCUGGCCGCCGUCCUGGUGGCGACGCAUGCGGACCUCGCCGGCGUUCCCAGGGCUUUCUCCGGAGAGUUCAGCUACGACAAGGAGCGGGCGCUGCUGAAGGAAGUCAGGAACAGGUUCGGGAACGACCUGCAGAUCAGUGACAGGCUGUUUGUGAUGGACGCCGGCGCCUCCAACUCCAGAGACGUGAAGCUGCUGAGGAGUCACCUGCAGGAGCUCCGCGCCGCCGUCAUCUCUAGGUGCAGUCCGGUGACGCCGCUCUCGGAGCGUCUGCUCGCCGCCCUGCCGGCCUGGAGGAAGCUGAACGGACCCAACCAGCUCAUGUCGCUGCAGCAGUUCGUCAGCGACGUCCAGGACAACAUCAACCCACUGGUCAGCCAGGACCACCUCCGCUCGGUGGCCCAGCAGCUGCACAGCAUGGGGGAGAUCAGCAUCAUGCAGAGCGAAACGGUGCAGGACAUCCUCCUGCUGGAGCCGCGCUGGCUGUGCACCAGCGUCCUGGGGAAGCUGCUCUCUGUGGAGGCCCCCAAAGCCAUCCACCACUACCGGGGGCGCUACCGUCUGGAGGAGGUGCAGGCUCUGGCUCCUGAGAGCGACGUGGAGGAGCUGCUGCAGAUCCUGGACGCCAUGGACAUCUGCUCCCGCGACGCCACCAACCCGACCAUGGUGGACGUCCCCGCCCUCAUCAAGACCAACGGGCUUCACCGCUCCUGGACCGAAGACGAGGACGAGGACUCCCUGAUCUACGGGGGGGUCCGGCUGGUUCCUGUCGAGCACCUCACUGCCUUCCCCUGCGGCCUUUUCCACAAGCUGCAGGUCAACCUGUGCCGCUGGAGCCACCAGCAGAGGCCCGAGGAGGCCGGCGGCGAGGAUUCGGAUGGAGACAUCCACCUGUGGACCAACGGAGCCAAAGUCAGCCAGUCGGGGGUGGAGGCCAUGGUGCUGCUGGUCAACCACGGGCAGGGCGUGGAGAUCCGGGUACGCGGACACGACUCUGACCGCGCCAAGAGCUACACGCUGCUGGACACCAUCUGCAGCAUCACAGAGAGCCUGCUGGCCUCCACCCUCCCCGGCCUGCUCACCGCCAGGUACUACCUGAGCCCCCAGCAGCUGCGCGAGCACCACGCCCCCAUCAUGAUCUACCAACCAAAAGACUUCAUCCGCGCUCAGGUGCAGCGCGAGAGCUCCCUCACCAACACCAUGGGGGGCUACCGCGAGAGCUUCAGCAGCAUCCUGGCCUUUGGCUGCGCCGAAAUCUACCAGCAGGGGAUUCUGGGAACCGGAGUCCCCGUCUCAGAGCUGCCGCUGCUGGCUCGCCGGAAACUGUGCCGCAUGCUGGACCCCCCCGACGCCCUGGGGAAGGACUGGUGCCUUCUGGCUAUGAACCUCGGCCUCACCGAAUUAGUUGCCAAAUACAGCAGUGCGACUCCGAACGGCGCCCCCCACCCGGAGGCCCCGGAACUGCAGCCCAGCCCCACGGCGGCGCUGCUGCAGGAGUGGAGCCGGCACAGGGAGAGCACGGUGGGGGUGCUCAUGACCAAACUGAGGGAGCUGGGCCGCAGGGAUGCCGCCGACUUCCUCCUGAAGGCCUCCCCCGUUUUUAAGGUCAACGUGGAGGCGGUGGGCGGGGCCCAGAACGGCUACCUGCCCACCUGCAACGGAGGGACAUCCUACAACUCGAUAAGCUCCGUCAUUUCCCGCUGAGGGAGUGACGUAACCCCGCCCCCUGCUUUCAGUAGUUAAUUACAGUAUAUUGCCUCGUGAACGAAGCUCCGCCCCCCUGUGUGAUGUGGUAGCAGAGCGCACCUGAACCAGGUGUUCCUCGCCACAAUAUUUCCAACCCCAAUCUGAACAUCAGAGUGUUUGUGGUUGAGAUGGCCCCGCCCCUCUGUGGCCUUCUACCUCCCUAAAAGCACAACAGCUCCUGGCGCCGGUGGCAGUUCGGUCCAGAACCGCGAGGAUCCGUGCCUUUUAGACGCCAACAUCAAAACGGCGAAUUCAGAUUCUUGACAAACCCCAAAGUUUCUGUCGAGGCGGAGCAAAAGAAAACGUUUUUUUCAGAAUUUUCCAUUUCUCUCUUUAAGGUUUUAAAGCAAAGUGAAGCGGGUUUCCGGUCCGUUUACCGUCAGAACUCAACCCUGAAGAAUCCGGUGUGUCGGUGACGUCGUGCCGUCUGUCGGACCUUUGGGCUUUCCUGAAGUUUCAUACGUGAUGUUUACACAAAUCCUUCUUUAAUCACUGCAGGAUCAUCUGACCGCAGAGUCACCUGGUUUCCAUGGUAACCACCAGCCAGCACAGUGGCGGUUCUCCUUGUAGGGUGGGGGGCCGGGCUGCGGUUUUACGUUUGUGCCUUCAGGUGUCGCUGCAGCCCUGAGGAUGGGGGGGUGGGGGGUUGAAGGUUUUUCUCUGCUUCUUUCUGCAGCUGCUGUGAGCAGCUAGUCGCCGGGAAACGGCGUGACGCUGGUUCGAGCCCCGCCUUCACGGUCGGCUCUUUGCACAUUUGGCAUCGGCGCCGCUUCUGUUAAGCUAAACCUGAGCUCCUCCCGUCAGCGCGGCGUGGCGUCCCUUUCAUUAUGAAGCCGCAGACGCAGAUCCGUUUCAUUCUGCUGAGCUCAGAGGCCAAAGCUGCGUGUUUCACGCUACGUCUGCGCCACACGAGGAUCAAGAAACAAAAGUGUUUUCCAGCUUUUCCCGCGCCCGAGCGCAGUAUUCCCACCGGCUCCUCCAGUGUUAGCGCCUGUUCAGGGGGGCGUGAACGGCUGCUUUUCCCAGCCUGACUCGGCCAAUCUGCACAGCAACCAUGUAGCUGUGAUGUACAUACGGCCUCUUCCUCCUCCUCCUCUUCCUCCUCUUCCUCCUCCUCCUCCGUGCCCCAAAUUUGUUUGGCAGAAAGAAUGUAAUAUAUGGAAAAGAGAAAAUCCCAGUUGACGGCGUGUCACGAACUCUAAACGAGGCUUUUUGCUCCUGUGCUUUUCUGAGUCUCGUGUCGACGUUGUGUUGGCGUUGUGGCGGGAACACGCCGCUCCACGGCUCCGUGUCUCGGCUGGACGCUCCUCAUCCAGCUGCAGUUUUUUCUGUUGGAUGAGGAGAAUCGAACCCUUUCUGCUUCACAGUCUUGAAGCUAAUUGCACAAAUCUUUCUGUGGCUAUUUAUGUUACAUUCCUUCAGCAUGUGUGCGAAUGCCAUGUUCUUAGUACAUAUGACACUUUAUAGUGGAAUACGUUUUAUAAUAAAUUCUUGACUCGUUGCUGC
Molecule: messenger RNA, 6349 nt
Organism: Oryzias latipes (Japanese medaka)
Lineage: Eukaryota; Metazoa; Chordata; Actinopteri; Beloniformes; Adrianichthyidae
Gene: dapk1
Product: death-associated protein kinase 1
Biological process (GO): protein phosphorylation; positive regulation of apoptotic process; intracellular signal transduction
Cellular component (GO): cytoplasm; nucleus
Molecular function (GO): protein serine/threonine kinase activity; protein binding; ATP binding
Source: RefSeq, a predicted model, not a curated record